UAACAGUUCUACAGGCAUUAGAGGAUGGACUGAAGAGAGCAGAUGCAGAUCCUUCAGUGAAAGCUGUUACGAUUUGUGGUGAAAAUGGGAAAUUCAGUGCAGGAGCUGACAUUCGAGGAUUUUCUUCUCCGAAGAGACAGGGUAUUGCCUUGGGCCCCAUCAUUUCUCUCAUAGAAAGGAGUGAGAAGCCUGUGGUGGCUGCCAUUGAAGGCAUUGCCUUGGGAGGAGGCCUGGAGGUGGCACUUGGCUGUCACUAUCGGAUUGCACAUGUGAAGGCACAGAUGGGUUUACCAGAGGUCACCAUUGGGUUACUUCCAGGUGCUGAAGGCACUCAGCGACUACCCAGACUGAUUGGGGUACCAGCUGCUCUGGAUAUAAUCACUACAGGAAGACACAUUCCAGCAACUGAAGCACUGAAGCUGGGCUUGGUUGAUGAAGUUGUGGAAGAAAACACAGUUGAGGCAGCAAUUCGCUUGGCAAACAAAGUGAUUGGCCAGCCAUUGGGACCCCACAGGCUCAGCCUGAAGCCAGUUCCAAAAUUGCCCAACAUGGAAGCAUUUCUCAGUGAGGCUCUUGUGAAGGUGAAGAAACAGGCCCACGGGUGCCUGGCUCCAGAGCUGUGCUUCCAGGCAGUCAAAGCUGCCACAGAGCAGCCCUUUGCAGAUGGAGUCCGGAAGGAGCGAGAGCUGUUUAACAUCCUGCUGACUUCAGGCCAGGCCCAAGCACUGCAGUACGCUUUCUUCGCGGAGAGAGCAGUGCAGAAGUGGACAACACCCAGUGGAGCUUCAUGGAAAAGUGCUUCCCCUCAGCCCAUCUGCAAAGCAGCUGUGAUAGGGCUAGGAACAAUGGGCCGAGGCAUUGUGACUUCUCUGGUUAAGGCCAACAUACCUGUGGUAGCCCUCGAGCAGAAUCUGGAGUCUCUGAACACAGGAAGAAAAGCUGUGAUGCUCCUUUUGGAACAUGAGGCUAUGAAAAUGGAGCAGGGUGCCCAAACCCUGGAUUUCCAUAACCCUGCACGUCUCCAGUUCACUGUGGACUUCGAUGUGUUGCGGGAUGUAGAUCUAGUUAUUGAGGCUGUGUUUGAGAACAUGGCACUAAAGAAGGAAAUAUUCCAUAAGCUAUCAAGAAUCUGCAAGCCAGGGGCCUUUCUGUGUACAAACACAUCAGCCCUGAACAUCGAUGAAAUAGCUUCUGCCACGAGCCGCCCACAGCAGGUCAUUGGCACGCACUUCUUCUCCCCUGCUCAUGUGAUGAGGCUAUUAGAAAUAAUCUAUGGCUAUCACACAUCCCCCACCGCCAUUGCCACUGCCAUGCAGCUAGCCAAAGCACUGAAAAAAGUUGGAGUGGUGGUACGGAAUUGUUUUGGGUUUGUUGGGAACCGAAUGAUGUUUCCAUACGUUCAACAGGCAGUUUUUCUUUUAGAGGAAGGAAGCAGACCAGAAGCCGUAGAUCAGGUUCUUGAAGAUUUUGGGUUUAAGAUAGGACCUUUCCGAAUGUCUGACCUUGCUGGGCUGGAUGUGGGCUGGAGGUCUCGAAAGGACCAGGGCCUCACUGGUGCCUUAAUACCUCCAGAAACACCUGCCCGCCAGCGGCAUGGCCAUCGCUACAGCCCACUGCCAGAUCUUUUGUGUGAGAAUGGCAGGUUCGGCCAGAAAACUGGAAAAGGCUGGUAUCAGUAUGAGAAGGCUGGGGGCAGGACAGCCAAGCCAGAUCCAUGGCUUCACAACUUCCUGGCCCAGUACAGAGACACCCAUCACAUCAAGACCCGCUUUAUAGAUCAGGAGGAAAUCCUGGAGCGGUGUUUGUUUUCCCUCAUCAAUGAAGGGUUUGACAUCCUGGCUGAGGGAAUAGCAUCUGGCCCAGAACACCUGGAUGUAAUUUAUAUCAAUGGCUAUGGGUGGCCAAAGCAUAGGGGUGGCCCCAUGUUCUAUGCUUCCACUGUCGGGCUCCCUUGCUUUCUGUCUAAACUGCAGAAAUACUCCGAGGUCCACCCUGAUGUUCCUGGGCUACGGCCCAGUGCCUUUCUGAAAAAGCUGGUAGCUAUGGGGAACCCUCCCCUCAAAGAGUGGAUGUCCUACCUAAGCCGGCAGAGCAACAAGCUGUGAUUUCGUUGAUGCCUGCUGUAUAAAUUCAGAAGCUGAUCUCAUGAAAUAGGUGCUGUAAUUGCACUGUCUUUUCCAAUCAAAACCAAAGUGCUACAGGCUCAUAAACAAUGUCACUGACCUUCCUGGGCCUUUGCAAAGAAUAACUUUGGCCGAUGAUUGAUCUCAAUCUCCCUCUUGCUGCAGGUAACCACUGCCAUCACCCACCCUUCCCACCACCAGCCUUACCCACCUGCUUUGCACAUUGCUGUGUAAAGGCCCAUCUCAUUUUGCUCUGCCUUCAGGUCUUCACAGCUGUACACCUCUUCCAGUCUGUCUUUGUGGAAGGGAGGGAGCAGCAUCUACAGCCCACAAAGCAAAUCGGGGUAGGAGGCAAGAGAAAGAUGGUCACAAUUCACCUGAGAGUGACUGGAUCUGCCAGAUCCUGCCCUAAGUCUGUUUCCCAGUUUGUUCAAGUCUUUCCUGUACAGCCCACCUCUACUGGAUUCCCUGGCUCUCCCAAAGACAGCCAGCUGGAGCCUGCUGCCUUCCCGCUGCUGCAGGAGAGACCGCACAGGGCGCAACACCUUUCAGAGGUAAAAUCAAAUGAAUUGGAGAGAGCAGGUUUGGGCAGAGAGCAAGGGGCAGGGCUGGUACCGUCCCUCCUCCCUGCUGCAGAGGAAAUUUUAAUAAAUGACAGAAAAGCCACAAACGCAUUGACCUGACUAACCUGCCCUGUGGUGUUGGCUUACGACUGGCCUUCUGCAUCCAGACUCCGUCCUCCAUUAUCGUUAUCCCCACACGGCUUUGUCCAAGCAGAAAUAUCUUCUGGCAUCUCUUAAGUGUGGAUAUGUGUUGCCAUCACUCCCCCUAUCUUGCCUGCCUACAGCUACCAGGUCUUGGAACUCAGCAUGCCCUAAUUGACCAGAUUGAAGCCUGGCCUGGCACUUACCGGGUUUUCACAUGGGCAGAGGACACACUGAAAAGUACACGGCUCAAGAGUAGGCAGGAACGUUGCUGCAGGCACGCAGGCAGGCGGCAGAUCUCUAGCAGAGAGCAGAGAGAGAGUGAGCCGAACUUGCUCCAGGCUUGAUGCUUUGGGACAAAGUCUCCCAUUUCUCGUGUCUAAUGAAUGUAUCUUCUAGUCCAGUGUGGGGAAUAGGUUGGUCUGGGUUCCCUUCUCAGGGAGAUUAUCAUUGGAUGUCUAACUUUUGCUUUUUAUUUUAACAAAAGUGCUUGGAUUAUCUCAUGACAGAUUAUAUGAUACAUAAAAGUAGAAAAGUAGAA
Messenger RNA from Aptenodytes forsteri (emperor penguin), 3368 nucleotides. It is a transcript of the gene EHHADH, whose product is annotated as enoyl-CoA hydratase and 3-hydroxyacyl CoA dehydrogenase. The record is from RefSeq and is a predicted model, not a curated record. Bases 282 to 2105 code for a protein of 607 amino acids. Gene Ontology annotation, molecular function: NAD+ binding; (3S)-3-hydroxyacyl-CoA dehydrogenase (NAD+) activity. The transcript is spliced from 6 exons. NCBI's taxonomy places the organism in Eukaryota, Metazoa, Chordata, Aves, Sphenisciformes, Spheniscidae. Gene Ontology annotation, cellular component: peroxisome. Gene Ontology annotation, biological process: fatty acid beta-oxidation.